UUUUCGAUUUAGUGUUUGAAGCUUGAACUCAAGGUGGAAGAGUGUAAACCUGCUAUGGCUGAUACAACAGAGGAGAAAUCAUUUGUUUUUGGGGUCCUAUCCAAGCGCCACCAACGACAAUUAUCAAGUGUUCAACACAAGACCACAAUUCAGUAUGCUACACGACCUGAUCUACCAAAGCUGGCCUAUAGGAAACUGAAAGGGAAGAGUCCUGGAGUGGUUUUCUUGCCUGGGUUUGCCUCUGUCAUGGGUGGACAGAAGGCAGAAGCAUUAGAGGAGCUCUGCAAGUCUUUAGGUCACUCAUACCUCACGUUUGACUAUUCUGGCUGUGGUUCAUCUGAAGGGGAAAUGGGUAACUACAACAUUGGUGCCUGGAAGAAAGAUGUGCUCUAUGUACUGGAUGAACUAGUAGAAGGGCCACAGGUGAGUGGAUUAACAGCGUGACGACACUGGAUGGUCUGGACAAAUCGAAUUUUAUUUUAAUUUGAAAGAUUGCAUUUUACCAGCACAAAUAUUCAUUCAAUUAUUUGAAUACAAAUGAAUUGAAUUAUGCACAUAACCAAAGUAAAAUCAACUCUAGUCCAGAAUUCUUUUGGCAUGAGAUGAUGUCUACAGGAAGCAAUAGUA
This is a messenger RNA of Sinocyclocheilus grahami, 627 nucleotides long. Its product is annotated as mycophenolic acid acyl-glucuronide esterase, mitochondrial-like. Gene Ontology annotation, molecular function: palmitoyl-(protein) hydrolase activity; hydrolase activity, hydrolyzing O-glycosyl compounds. Bases 55 to 444 code for a protein of 129 amino acids. NCBI's taxonomy places the organism in Eukaryota, Metazoa, Chordata, Actinopteri, Cypriniformes, Cyprinidae. Gene Ontology annotation, cellular component: mitochondrion. The transcript has 3 exons. Gene Ontology annotation, biological process: protein depalmitoylation. The record is from RefSeq and is a predicted model, not a curated record.